UUUAUGGGAAUCUCCUGGCUUCAUUUAAAUUUCGCCAGCGUUGAAUGGUCCCCCGAAUUCCGAAUAAGUCAAAGCCAGAGCCCGACUCUUCCUCUUUCCCUCCUCCCCCUCUCUCUCGCUCUCGCUCUCUCUCUCUCUAUCUACACGCAUCGUCUUCUUCUUCUCACUUACCUCGCCGUCACGUUCGGUCCAAGCACACGCCUCGCUAACGAUCACCCCAUCUCCACCAGAUCGAUCUUCACACCAAACUUCCUACCUCGGCUCUCUCGUCGCGUUUCAGUUCGAACCCAUCAUCGAAAGGAGUGGAAAAAUCGAUAGUUUGAGCUGCCUGUUGAUCUGCAAUGGCGGUCGCGACGGCGGCGGCGGCGGCGGCGGGGGUGCCGGUGGCCGUGGCGGCGCUGAGCUACCGCUUCGUGCCGAAAAGGGUCUGCUUCAGCUUCGCGGCCUACGCCAAGAGCGUCAUCUACCACCUCGCCUCCUGCGACGUCCCCGUCCUCGAAGGGCUCACGGCGGCCGAGUUCGACUGCCUGGAGUCCGCCUUCUCCUUCGCCUUCCCGCCCGACCUCCGGGAGAUCCUCCAGGAGGGCCUCCCCGUCGGCCCCGGGUUCGUCAACUGGCGGUCGUCGUCCCCGCAGCAGCUCCGGAUUCUCGCGGGCCUCCCCGGCCGGUGCCUGAUCAAGGAGGUGUCGCGGAGCGACUUCUGGUGCGACGCGUGGGGCGAGAGGCCGAGCGGUCGCGACCGGGCGGUCGAGUUGGCGGAGAUUUUGGAGGAAGCGCCGGCUCUGGUGCCAAUUUACCGGAACUGCUACAUCCCGGCGUCGCCGAACGCCGUCGGCAACCCGGUGUUCUACAUUGACGGCGGGGACGUCCGCGUGCUGAGCUUCGACCUCGCCGGAUUCUUCCAGGAGUUCGAGUGGUUGCGAAUCGGCGUCUUCCGGCCGGCGGAAGUUGCCGCCGAUGAUCGUCACGCCGGCGUGGGCCGCCACGGCGCCGCGGAGGAUCGAGUUCUGGAGCGACGUGGCGGAGAAAGGUGGGAGAAGGGCGCCGGCGCCGGCGCCGGAGCCGGCGCGGGGGUGAGCACAGGCGGGUGGUGGUCCGCCGGCGGCGGCGUCGGCGGCGGCGGCGGCGGCGGCGGCGAACUCGGGGCGUGCUUGGACGAGGCGUUCUGGAGGCUGAGGGACGGAGGGUGGAGGGAGGAGGAGGUGAGGGAGAUGAUGGGGAUGGGCGGCUGCGAUGGGAUGGUGAAGGUCGGGGGCGACGUGGCGAGAUCCGACGGAAGCGUCGCUCGGCACGUGACAGCCUGGUCCUUGGAGUUAUUGCGUGCGGGAUGGAGCAGGGAGGAUGUGGUGGAGUCGCUUGGGAUCAACGUCGACGAAGAGCGCGAGGUCGGCGUCUACGAUCCUCAUGAUCGGGGCUAACGUUGGGAGCACGCGAAAACGACGUCGCCAGUCGGAAAGCAUUUUUAUGUUCAGCUAUAAUAAGAUCAUGAGCGAACUCCUCAUAUUGCGAAUUUUGUGCUUUAUACUCAUACAUACAACUCUACAGAUUUUAGGUAGGGAUUGUUAUCAUGUAAAUCUUCUGCUUAGUUGUAAAUACAAAACGUGUGGGAGAGAUCAUGAUGUGGAUGAUCACGAGCAAAUACAUGUUACUUGUUCAGGCAUAUAUGAUUUAAAAAGUCUUGAGUUCAUUGCA
Eucalyptus grandis is the source of this 1692-nucleotide messenger RNA. RefSeq lists its product as uncharacterized. The record is from RefSeq and is a predicted model, not a curated record. Lineage: Eukaryota; Viridiplantae; Streptophyta; Magnoliopsida; Myrtales; Myrtaceae.